AUGUUUCAAUCACUUCGAGUUUCUGCGCGUGUUCCCGCUCGUCUGGUACGAUGGAAUUCGACUGCCACUCCAGUUCUACCGCCAUUGAUGGCUACUUUGCGGACUGAUCUGAAAAAUGCCAUGAGAGCGAAAGACACCACCAGACUUAAUGUGCUUCGCGCUUUGAUUUCCGAGACCAACAAUGCCGCCAAAACCUCUUCUCCUAUUCAGACCGACAUUCAACUAUUGUCGCUCAUUCGGAAACGCUUGAAUGCGACCAAGGAUGCGGCCAAGGAGUUUGAGGCUGCUGAGCGCCCUGAUCUGAAGGAGAAGGAGGAUGCACAAGCUGUUGUAUUAGAGGAAUACGCUGGCCAGGUCAAGACCAUGCCCAUUGCUGAGAUCACCGAGGUGGUCGUCAAUGAGAUCAACGCAUUGAGUAACGCCGGCAGCAAGCCCAACCAGGGAGCCAUCCUCAAGGCUCUGUUUGCCAAGGGAGGUCCCUUGGAUGGCAAGCCAGUCGACCGCCGAGAGGUGGCUGACGAAGUGAAGAAGACACUCUCUUGA
This is a messenger RNA of Penicillium canescens, 543 nucleotides long. RefSeq lists its product as uncharacterized. Gene Ontology annotation, molecular function: carbon-nitrogen ligase activity, with glutamine as amido-N-donor. The transcript is spliced from 2 exons. The record is from RefSeq and is a predicted model, not a curated record. NCBI's taxonomy places the organism in Eukaryota, Fungi, Ascomycota, Eurotiomycetes, Eurotiales, Aspergillaceae. Gene Ontology annotation, cellular component: mitochondrion. The coding region runs from base 1 to 543 and encodes 180 amino acids.